UGGGUGAGAAGGGACAUAAGGUGGGCUCUCCCUCUCACCAUUAUCACACCUUUGAGACAAAAUAUCCCCUCAACCAUCACCCUCCCACAUUAUUUCGACCAAGACACCAAAAUAAGUGAGAAGAGGUCUGCAACUUCUCAUCUCCAUGUCCAAAAACCGAGCUCAAGGUUGAAGGAGGCUCAAGGAAGAAUAAAAGCUUGGAAAAGAAGAGAAAAACUUAGAAAAAUCAAGAGGUGUAGCAUGCAGGGUUGGAAGGUUAGUUUUGACCAUGAAUGGAGUUAUGACCGGAGUAAGACCGGUUCACCGGAAAACACCUUCUCGGAAGGUUUUGACGUUUAUACCACUUUUGGUUGUGAAACCUUGUUAGGAAUUUUACCAAGGUAUUCUAUACUUCUCAAGGAAUCUAGGAGUGGCCGGAAAGUCGCCGGAGCCGCUGGAGUUUUCACCGGAAAAUUCAAAGGUCGUCGGAGUUCAAACAAAUAGGAUAAAAGCUUGUUAGCGUCAUUUCAAGGUUGAAGCUAGAGCUUACUUCCUGCACCCGUUGCUCGGGAGAUCGAUGGAGAGAAGACGUGGUUCGUGCUUCCUCUCAUUCUAUUUUUAAAUAAUUAAAUAAUGCUCAUGGAACUAUUUUGACUUAUAAAUUAAUGGAGCCUGCGAGCUCUUGUUUUACCCUUGUGUGGGUUCUUAUUAAACACUUAUAUUCCGCUAUGUGUUUAAUUGUAUGUUGAUGUUGUUAUGUAUGUUUACUAAUCGGUUUUGGCAUACGUA
This is a messenger RNA of Cuscuta epithymum, 768 nucleotides long. The record is from the annotation of a GenBank genome assembly. Lineage: Eukaryota; Viridiplantae; Streptophyta; Magnoliopsida; Solanales; Convolvulaceae.